Molecule: messenger RNA, 3270 nt
Organism: Egretta garzetta (little egret)
Lineage: Eukaryota; Metazoa; Chordata; Aves; Pelecaniformes; Ardeidae
Gene: SNX11
Product: sorting nexin 11
Exons: 7
Coding region: 1622-2284 (220 amino acids)
Biological process (GO): intracellular protein transport
Molecular function (GO): phosphatidylinositol binding
Source: RefSeq, a predicted model, not a curated record
AGCAGGAGGGUUGGACUGGGUGAUCUCCCGAGGUCCCUUCCAACCCUUGCGAUUCUGUGGCUUGCUGAGCACCCAGACUGCCCUGUGCUGGGCAGGUGAAAGUCGUGAGGCUCCAGGAGCAUGGAUGUGGGGCGUUUCUCUGUGGCUUCCACCUCUCGCGUCCUUCUAGCUAGAAGACAUUGAAAGUGUGAGCCCUGGAAACACUGAAAUGCAAAUUGGAGGAAGAUUAAACCAAACCCAAACCACAUAACCCAGGGCCCCUUAAACUGAGGCUUUAAGCGAAAGCCCUAAAAGAGGAUUUGGUAUAACUGUUUAAAGCUAACUCAGAGCUGCCUUCUCCGCUGGGUUUAAGUUGGUUUAUCAAGUUAAGAUCAAUUAGCUCCAAAUAAAGCGUAAAUAAGAUUACGUGCUUGUUGGUACAACUCUGGAUGAAAGUAUAGGUAAAAGACGGGAGCGCUUGGACUCCCUGAGCUCUCCCUGCAGCCUGUCAGCCUCCUUGCUGACUGCAGAGCCGUCUCCCCCCUGGGUCUCUCUGCUCUUCGGAGCACCCUUUCAGUAGCUGAGAAAUUAAAUUCCUCUUCCUGGCAACCCUCUGCUGUUCCAUUAGGUGAUUUCUGAGUCUCUCUUCUCCCUCCUGCAUUUUUAAUCUCGGCAAGGGCUGUUAUGCAGAGCAAGGAGCUUUAAAAGCAACGGGACGGCAGCAGCGUCCCCGGGGGAGGCCGGGGAACAUAAUGGUCAAGUUCUGCUGCUGAACUGGUUCUGGCUGGGAGCCCCCAGCACGGGGGGAGGAUCAGAGCUCCCCCAUUACCACGCUGAGCACAGUGACUCAUGUCACAUUUGGCUCCUUCGCUUCCCUCCUUCCCCAGGGGAAGAAUCAUGUGCACUGAAGCGUGGGGUUGGGUUUGGGGUUUUUUUGGUAGGUUCCCCUUGCCCUCCUCCUUACAGCUCAAAUUGGAAACAGCAGCAGCCUGACCCAACUCCAGCGAGAGUUCAGUUACUCAGAGACAUCUCAGAGCGGGCCUGGGUCUCUUGCUGUCUAUCCCAAAACUCUUCUCCGCUCUUAUUAAUGCUUUCUGUGCUCUCCGUGUGGAAUCGGAGGGCUGAAAUCUUGCAGAAAGUACCUGCAAACCGGUGGAGCCAGAUUUCUAAAGCAUGGUUUGUGCCUCAACCCCUCCCCUUGUCCCAGCUAAAAUUAGCUCAGUCUUCAGAAGAGCUUUGCUUCGCAUCUGAGUGGAUAAAUAAAGACCGGGUUUCCAGCGCUGCCUGGCACUUGGCAGUUCUCAUGGCCUAAAAGGCAAGGCUCCAGGAAUGGGGAACAGGUGAAGGGUUUGCUUGGCCUCUGCCAUCAGGCAGCCGUGUCCCUUGGGAGCCUGGGCUGUGACAGGCGAAGUCCUCAGCUGUUGGCUCAUCCCAGGAGCUCCAACCCCCCUUGCAAACAGUCCCACAGAGGAGGUGAAACCAGGACACGGGACACGCUUGGUCUUCCAGCUCCCCCUGACGAGUAUUCCUGGUCUGUGUCUGCACAGCACGUCUGUGGGGGGGGACGGCUCUGUCUCGGAGGGGUUCACUGGCUGGACUGUGCGUUUACUGGAUAUGUUUCCCACUGGGCUCUGGCUCUAGGAUGUUGGAGAACCGAGAGGAAGAGCUGACAACGGUGCGUGUUCAGGACCCCCGGGUGCAGAACGAAGGCUCCUGGAACUCCUAUGUGGAUUAUAAAAUCUUCCUCCAUACCAACAGCAAGGCCUUUACUGCCAAGACCUCAUGUGUGCGGCGCCGGUACCGUGAAUUUGUGUGGCUGAGGAGGCAGCUCCAGAAGAAUGCUGGCUUGGUGCCUGUCCCAGAGCUGCCCGGGAAAUCCACCUUCUUCGUGGGCAGCACAGAUGAGUUCGUCGAGAAGCGGAGACAGGGGCUGCAGCAGUUCCUGGAGAAGGUUGUGCAGAAUGUGGUCCUCCUCUCCGACAGCCGGCUGCACCUCUUCCUGCAGAGCCAGCUCUCGGUACCCGAGAUAGAGGCGUGCGUGCAAGGCCAGGGCUCGCAGACAGUGACGGAAGCCAUCCUGCACUACGCCAUGUCCAACUGUGGAUGGGUGCAGGAGGAAGAGAGCCGCCCUGCGCUGCUGCCAGGAGGGGACCUGCACGGCAGCUGUGCUGGCCUGGGAAGCCCACAGGGUCCGAGCUGCCUAGAGACCUUCCCGCACUGGAGCGACUUCGGCAUGGACGACACGCACUCGGACAGUCCGGAUGAGCCAGCUGAGCCCUUGGGCGGACGGCGUGAGAUGCAGUAAACUGCUCUAGUGACCUUGUCUGCCUUCGCCGGGACCUGCAGCCCUCGCUGGAAGAGGGACUGCUGCUGAGCCAGAGGGACGUCCAGGCUGGUGGGACUGGGGCUGCACUGGGAACGUGGCCUUGUCCUGGUCUCUGCGGUGUCUGGGGUUCAUGUGCUCUCUCCCUGCUGACUCUCGACUGUCCUUGACAUCCCAGGCAGUGUGUUCGUAUCGCUCUUCUCUUUGGAGAAGAGAUCUAGUGGUUAGUGAAACCUGUGUUUGUUGUUCCCAUGGCCUUUGCUCUCCGACUGGAGCAGUAGCAGGGCUUCAUUAGGUGGCAGUGCCAGCGGGCUCUUGGCGUGUCCCUGGCCCAGGGCAGGGUGGGAUCCACUGGCUCACAUCCAGCAUGCCGGAGGAAGGCUUUCCUUGGUGGAGCUGCAGGCUGGGAGCAGGGGCUGGCUGCUGCCCAGCGGGUCUCUUAGGUUUAAUCCCCUGUGUUCCCCUCUGUGCUGCAGGCAGGGGAGGCUGCCUUUCCCCAGUAACGGCCAUGCUGUGUGGCUCCUGGGGAGGGUGGUCUCAGCUGUGCAGAGCUGGAGCCCACCCGUGGGGUGCAGAUACCACAUCCACACCUGGGGCCUCCUGGCACAGCUCACCCUGCAGGCUGCCUGCAGCUGGGACAAAUGGAGAUGAGCUUCCCCCUGGGAGCAUGGGGCAGGGGAACAAGUCGGUGGGGAGGUGGAAGGGGGGCGGUUUGUCCCCCCUGCCCUUUUCAGGGGCUGCUCCUUCCUUGCACCCUGAUUGCCAUGCCCGGGGGGGAUGGGGGGCCCUCAGCCAGGAUCUAGUUUGCUCAGAAAGAAGGAGCACGUAGCUGCCUUGGAGUUGGUGUCCAGCAGCACUUGGGCUCUGACUACUCUUGAUGCCUCUCCCCGUGCUCUCCUGCACCUUUUCCUCCCACCCUCAGCACUGGUGAAAGCAGAGCUGACGUGCUCUGACUUGAAAUAAAAAUG